Messenger RNA from Diabrotica balteata, 720 nucleotides. The record is from the annotation of a GenBank genome assembly. Lineage: Eukaryota; Metazoa; Arthropoda; Insecta; Coleoptera; Chrysomelidae.
AUGAGUGAUGAACCCAAAAUAUUUCAGUGGGUAUACCACGAGCUAACAGAGGAAGCAGAGAUUUUAGCCGUCCUUGCGAUCGCAGCUGCAGCACAAGCUGGUGUUCUGGACUACAGUCAUGGACAGGCCAGUUCAUACGCUUCUUCAAAUUUAGGUGGUGUAGGAAUAGGACAUGGUUAUCAAGCUCCUUCUUUGGCUCAUGGAUAUUCUGCUCCGGUACUCUCAUACGGACAGUCUGGACAUCAUAACGAAGAUUAUGAUGCCCAUCCAAAAUACGAAUUCAACUAUGGAGUCAAAGACGAACACACCGGAGACCAUAAAUCUCAGCAAGAAGUUAGAGAUGGUGACGUAGUCAAAGGCUCCUACACAGUAGCCGAACCUGACGGUACCAUCCGUACUGUCCAUUAUUCCGCUGACGACCACAAUGGUUUCAACGCUGUCGUUGAAAAAUCUGGUCACCCCUGGGAAGCCAAAGGAAUCAAUGUCGAUGGCGAAACGCUCUUACACCUACGAUUUGAGGAUGAUAUUGUUCUGAUAACAGAUGACUUAAAAGAUAUUGGAACUAUGCUUACUAAGUUAGAUGCUGCCUGUAAAGAAGCUACAGCAGCCAGACUUAGAGUAGCUCAAGGACGAAUAAAAUGCUCGCUACUUGGACUGACUCUCAUAGACAAAGAUAAAAACGAAGAAAUAAGAAGAAGGCACGCGUCGCAGAUGACUUAG